AUGCAAGAGAAGGUUUUAGAAAAAGUGCCUGAGCAGGAUCUAACUCAAGCCACAGAAAAUAAGCGACCUCCAACACCUUUCCCGCAGAGGUUGGUCAAAUAUCAUAAGGAUGAACAAUACAAAAAAUUCAUGGAAAUGCUGAAGCAAAUUCAGAUAAACAUUCCUCUAAUUGAUGCUUUGAGGGAGAUUCCUGGUUAUGCAAAAAUGAUGAAGGACUUGAUGUCUCGUAAGUUUGACUUACAAGACUUGGCAACUGUCACAUUGACACAGACUUGUAGUGCUGUUGUGUCAAGACCUAUAGCUGAGAAGUUAUCCGACCCUGGAAGCUUCACAAUUCCAUGCACCAUAGGUAACUAUGCAUUUGCCAAAGCAUUGUGUGAUUUGGGAGAAAGUAUAAAUCUGUUGCCAUUGUCUAUCUAUAAAAAGUUAGGCAUUGGAAGAGCAAGGCCCACAUCCAAGUUACUGCAACUAGCUGACCGAACGGUGAAAAUGCCAUCAGGUAUACUUGACGAUGUACUUGUGCAAGUUGGAAAAUUCAUAUUUCCAACAGAUUUUGUCAUUCUGGACUGCAAGGUUGAUGAGGAGAUUCCCAUAAUUUUGGGAAGGUCGUUCUUGGCCACAGGGAGAGCUCUAAUUUAUUGUGAAAUGGGGGAGCUGAAGAUGAGGCUGAAUAAUGAAGAAAUAACAUUUAAUGUGCAAAAGUCUAUGUGGCGACCCAGUGAGUUUGCAAAUUGCUAUUUCUUAGACACGGUGGAUGUAAUCAUGGAGGAAGAUGAUGAGACACUUAAUGCAAAAGACCCUCUAACAGGCUGCCUUAUGAACUUAGAAGAAGUAAAUGGUGAAGACUUGGCAGAAUGGGUGUUGGUUCUUCAAGGGCAAGGGGUAGAUUUCGAAAGAUUGAAGAAGAGGCUAGUGUCUGUACCUAUCAUAGUUGCAUCUGACUGGAGCAACCAUUUAAGCUGA
Nicotiana tabacum (common tobacco) is the source of this 963-nucleotide messenger RNA. The record is from RefSeq and is a predicted model, not a curated record. NCBI's taxonomy places the organism in Eukaryota, Viridiplantae, Streptophyta, Magnoliopsida, Solanales, Solanaceae.